Blepharisma stoltei is the source of this 1870-nucleotide messenger RNA. The record is from the annotation of a GenBank genome assembly. NCBI's taxonomy places the organism in Eukaryota, Ciliophora, Heterotrichea, Heterotrichida, Blepharismidae.
AUGAAAGCUAGAUUCAUAGAAGUACAUCUAGGAGAGCCAAACCUUCAAGCCUUCCAAUCUUCCAUCCAUUUGAACUUUGAAAAGCCAAGCUUCUAUUCAGUGGUUUAUUUCGGGAUUUUGUUACAAUUAUCAAGAUUGAAAGGAACGUUCGUAGCUGGCAAAACUCUUAAUGAGCUAAAUAAAGCCUUGGACAGAGUCCAAGGAUCAAUAAACGAAGAAGUCUACAAAUUUCUAAAAGAAUUUAUGAAAUACACAGAAUCAUUUUCCUCAGCUGACAUUAAGAAUUACCUUCUGAAAGAGUCCGUUGAAGAAAGCUUUGACCAUGCUUUCCGGAUAAUCGUUUCAACUACUCUAAGGAAUGAAUUUAAAACUCAAUAUUCCAAUGAAGUUAUAUAUGGAAAAGAAGUCCUGAAAGACGAAGAAUACAUCUUUAAUGCACUCACCAAAAUAUUGAAAUUCACUAUCAGCAUAUAUUCAUAUAACUCACCAAAUCCGUUCAUAGCAAGAACACCGAACCCAAAUCCCGAACUAAAUAUUAGUAUUUUAUAUGACCAGAACAGCCAAAAUUCUUGGUCACUACUGGUGCAUUUUAAAGAAAAUCUUCAUGAUUAUGGUCAAACAGUUAAUUUAGAUGAUUUACCUUUUACAUAUUCGGAUCAGAGCCAAUCUUUACCUGCUCCCAUGCCUAUUCCUAUGAAACCAGAAGUGGCACCAGUGCAGACUGCAAUUGAUCAGUCUGCUUUAAUAGAAAUUUUGGCCCAGAUCGUUACUUCACAAGUUGGCUGGAUGCCUGAAGCCAACAAACUUCAGCUUGACCAGGAAAUUUCAAAGCUAAGUUCUCAGAACCCUGCUCCAAAAAUCGCUUGUCUUAAACGAAUAAAAUCUUGAAUUAAAAGAAUUGGGAAUUGCUCUCAUGACUCUAGCAGUCUGCUAUAUUUUUAUCCAUGCCACAAAGUUCAUUGCAAAUUGUGCAUACAGGACAAAAUUGAUAAAAAACAACUCACUAAAAGCCAAAUUUCUUGUCCUUGUGGAAUGAAAAUUCCUAACAAAUUCAAGGAGUAGAAAAUGGUGAUAAUGACAAAAAUUGAGCUUUGAGCCGCACUCAUAUUGAGGAGGGUAGGUAGGACUAAUCCUAAUGGAGUUAAAACAGUGCCCUGUACUAUUUUAAAGGGGUCUUCGGCUUGAAGAAGUCUUACUGAGCAGGUAAAUAUUGUUUCUUUUCGAAGGUUUUUCUGUCCUUACUAGAUGGGACUAGCUAGGUUUUUCCUACUCAUGGCUUCUCCUCAUCGGGAACCUUUCAGAAAUAGGCUUUGCUCUCGGAAAUGAUCCCUUGGACAGACGGCGUAGGCUAAGGGUGAUGCUUGGAGUUAAGAUGAUAGUAUUUUUACCCGAUUAUGGCCGAUGUAACCUUUAACUUAACACACACUACAAAUUCAAAGAUAAAAACUUUAAGUUUCCUAGGGAACCAGGACAAAAUAAAAACGAAGAAAACCCCUCUGCAGCAAGCAGCGUGGUUUCAAGUUUAAGCACUCAGGAAAGCCUUCAAAUAGCACCUCUUCAAGAGAUGUGUGAGAUUUGUAAGGGAAUAAAUUUCAAGCAAUUUACUAAUACAUUUCCAUGCGGCCACAAAGUGUGCAAAAAAUGUUGGGAAAAGUGCAAUAAAACAUGCUAUAAAUGCUAUAUCUGCGAAAUUUGUAGAAAUCCAUUGAUAACUGGAAAAUCUGUGUAUAUUUAUCAAAAUAUAUACUAUCACUUUGAUUGCACACUCUGCCAGAUCUGCUCACAGUCUAUAUUUCAAACUGGAACACCAUAUAUUUACAAUGGCAAAGGCUCUCAUCUAGAGUGUCAAAGAGGUAGUAGGGCUUCUUAA